Molecule: messenger RNA, 1111 nt
Organism: Fomitiporia mediterranea MF3/22
Lineage: Eukaryota; Fungi; Basidiomycota; Agaricomycetes; Hymenochaetales; Hymenochaetaceae
Exons: 3
Source: RefSeq, a predicted model, not a curated record
AUGGAUGUGACCCAACCUACGGAAAGGACUCCGCUCAUAGAGCAUUCUGGCAGUGCUUCUGAUUCACUACCGUACAUCCUCGAGCUAGAAAGGAGUAUUUACGCCGACGCUGCCUACCCUGCUGUCCACACGAUAAUUGAACAGAAGGUCGAUGCCUAUACCACGUCUCCGAGUAUAGGGCUUACUCUCAAGCUUCUAUUGUGCCUGAGAUACCUAUCAGGGUCUUAUUUCCAGUUGGACAAGGCAGACUGGGUCGAUUCCCGAUCCGUCGAACAGGAUGCAACAGAGUUGGCCCUUCGAUGUUGGUCUGAGCUCCAGAGAGUUGCGUGGUCCCAAGCCGCGUUCGAUGAAGCUCUGUGGACAGAGUUUCCUUUGGAGAAUGGGAGGAAUGGAACGGGAUGGUACACAUCAUUGAUUAAGACUAUCUUGACAAACAAAGACGGCCUUCCGCAUUCCAUUCAACUUGACGAUCGGAUAGCUCUCAGUCUUCUGCGGGUCUGGAAGAAAGGAAGACCUCGGCAGGUGCACAGUACACGCGCAUCAUCAAGAGAUACUCUCAUGAUGCGGAUCGAAAGUUUCGCUACACCUCGUGUCCUUCAUCUGGCCAAUCUUGCGUUUUUCCUGGCUUACCUGGCAAUAAUUGCAAAGUACAUCCUCAACACAGCUCCGACCUAUUCGAAAUACGUUGACGGUCCUGACUACCAUUUUUAUUGCAUUACGAUUUACGCUAUUUCUCGUAUCCUCGGUGACUCUUGGCCUUCCACAACACCGUUCGUCCUGACUUUAAUGGCGUUCUUGUCGGCACUUCCUGGGAUGCCAGGGAGACAUGAAAUCUCACAUAACGUAUUGCUUAUUGCCUUCGCGCUACAUGUUGUCCAACUGCUUCUACUGCGUUCACCGUCUCUUUCACUACUAGAUCCUUGUUCUUCAACUUUCGUACCUUCAUUGAUGCUCCAAAAUCUGCUUGUCUCCGUAUUCAUGCCAACCUUCCUUCUCUUCGUACCCUACCUGAUUUUACUCCUCGUCCUUUUGGCCGUGUCCUUCCAUGAUAUAUUCCUCGGGGCGAGCACUCCCAUGGCUUUUGACAUCUUCAUCUACUGCGUGUUCUUCC